AACUGCGAUACAGGCUGCAAUAAAUGGAGAAAACAAUCCCAUCAUCCAGCGCGGUGACAGGUGAAAAAAUGGUGCCACCGUCCAUUACUCUGCUUCCUAACAAGAAAUCUCCAACAAACGGCCACAGCUCUCCUGUUCGGACGGGAAAAACAACUCCUUCCAGCUCGGAGAAGAGGCCGCAGGUGAACGGACACGCGUCCCCUUCACAUCUGGCAGGGAACGUUGGAAACGGCCACGGAGGUAAACCAACGUUGGAGGCUUACAUGAAGACCGAUGACCGGAUGCGUUUAGCCAAAGAGCGACGUGAAGAGAGGGAGAAAAGCCUGGCUGCCAGGGAGCAGCUGAUCAGGGAGAAGGAGCGCAGAGCUCGGCUGCAGUACGAGCGCACCGUGGAGGAGCGCUGGAGGCGUCUGGAGGAGCAGCGGCAGAAGGAGGAGUUCCGCAGAGCUGCAGUGGAGGAGAAGAGGAGGCUGCAGCUCGAGGAGGAGAGGGAGCGACUGGAGGCCCUGAUGAGACGUUCUCUGGAGCGAAGCCUUCAGCUGGAGCAGAGGACAAAACGCUGGAGCAGGGGCUGCCCUUCAGGAGCAGGUGACUGUGAGAAUGCCCCUCUCCCUUUCUCUGCUGCCUCCGCCUUUGCCUCCCCCAUUCCUGCCGUCAGCGAAUCGGCGCCCUGCAGUCCUCACAGAUUACCUUUCUGCAACUCCCUUAGCCCAAACAAAGCUGGACUCCAGGGAGGCUCUCAGUCCACUCCCAGUACCCCUAAGAAAGAGCGAAUGCGCAGAGACAGAAGGACUGCAUCCCCAGGUUAUGGAUCUCCUCUGAGAAGGUCUGAAUCCCCUGCAGGUGCCACCAAGCACUUGGCUUCCCCUACCACCUCCAGGUUAGCGUGUAAGACGCGCGCCCAUUCUCCCAGCAGUUUACAGCAGUACCACCAUUCUCCAACACGACAUUGUCCAAAUCCACCGAGUAGCGAUAAAAAACUAGAUGAUAAGAAGAUGGACAAAGUGUCUGCGCAAUCUAAACCCGAGAAAACUAAAACUGACGUCGGCAGCUUGAGUUCACCAUCACAUGUUGAGAAGAAAGCGUCCAGAACUGACUCUUCAGAGAGGAAGUUACAGAGUGGAGACAGGGGCAAAAGUGAACAAUCAGGGAAAGUUGGAGCUGGCACCACAGACGCAGAGGAAGCCACGAGGCUGCUGGCAGAGCGCAGGCGUCAGGCUCGAAUCCAGAAAGAGCUGGAGGAGAAAAAACGGGCAAAGGAGGAAGACGAGAGAUUCAGGGAGGAGGAACAAAAGAAGAAGAAGCAGCAGGAGGCGAAGGUUCAGCCAGCAGAGGUGAGACGGAACAGUUUGAACGACGCACACAGAAUCCAAAAAGAGGAAGACAAAAGGAACGAACAGCAGAAGACGGAUCUACAGAUUCACUUGGAUGCAGAGAAAGAAAAGGCCGAAGUCCUUCAGGCCCAGGAAGGUGCAGAACACCACAGGCAGGACAGAGAACUGCAGACUCAACAUGAAGAGGAGGAGAGGCAGCUCAGGAAAAAGAGAAUCGAAGAGAUCAUGAAGAGAACGAGGAAAGCUGAAGCGGACAUGAAG
Molecule: messenger RNA, 1595 nt
Organism: Nematolebias whitei (Rio pearlfish)
Lineage: Eukaryota; Metazoa; Chordata; Actinopteri; Cyprinodontiformes; Rivulidae
Gene: map7d2a
Product: MAP7 domain containing 2a
Biological process (GO): microtubule cytoskeleton organization
Cellular component (GO): microtubule cytoskeleton
Source: RefSeq, a predicted model, not a curated record